Molecule: messenger RNA, 1564 nt
Organism: Nematolebias whitei (Rio pearlfish)
Lineage: Eukaryota; Metazoa; Chordata; Actinopteri; Cyprinodontiformes; Rivulidae
Gene: lpcat3
Product: lysophosphatidylcholine acyltransferase 3
Exons: 13
Coding region: 1-1395 (464 amino acids)
Biological process (GO): phosphatidylcholine biosynthetic process; lipid modification
Cellular component (GO): membrane
Molecular function (GO): lysophospholipid acyltransferase activity; 1-acylglycerophosphocholine O-acyltransferase activity
Source: RefSeq, a predicted model, not a curated record
AUGGCGGCUCCCUUGCUGGAGAAACUGUCGGAGUCUUUGGGUUCUCCGGAGCCAGCGGUUCGACUCAUUUUAUCCAUUUUAAUCGGGUAUCCCUUUGCUCUUCUGUACCGGAGGUUCCUCUUCUACCAGCAUGCCUCAGUCAUCCACUUGUUCCACAUGUUCUCCGGAUUGGCGCUAGCUGCAUUCAACUUUGGCUCACAGCUCUAUCACUCCGUAACAUGCGUCUUUGUCCAGUUUUUGAUGCUGAGGCUCAUGGGGAGGACGGUAACAACUGUCCUGUGCAGUUUCACCUUUCAAAUGGUAUACCUGCUGUUAGGGUAUUACUACACAGCAACAGAGGAGUACGACAUCAAGUGGACGAUGCCUCACUGUGUUCUCACACUCAAACUUAUUGGUUUGGCGUUUGAUUACUAUGACGGUGGGAAGGAUCCAUCUCAGCUGAGCGCCGAGCAGAAAAAGAGCGCCCUGCCUACGGUGCCUUCGCUGCUCGAGGUUUUCGGCUUCUCCUUCUUUUACGGCGGCUUCCUGGUGGGUCCCCAGUUCACGCUGCGCAGCUACCAGAGGCUGGUGGGGAGGGAGCUCACCGACUGUCCUGGAAAGAUUCCCAACAGCGUUCUACCAGCCAUGAAGAGGUUCUCCCUGGGUUUUCUCUGCCUGGUGAUAUAUGCAAUAUUUAGUCCUUCUUACCCAGACAGCUACUAUUUAACAGAUGAGUAUGAGGCUCAACCAUUCUGGUAUCGCUGCGUGUUCAUUCUGCUGUGGGGAAAAGUUAUUUUAUAUAAAUACGUCAGCUGUUGGGUUAUAGCUGAGGGUGUAUGUAUAUUGUGUGGUCUAGGCUACAAUGGUGUCGUGGAUGGUAAGCACCAGUGGGACGCCUGUGCCAAUAUGAGGGUGUGGCUCUUUGAGACGACGCCACUUUUUGGAGGAACAAUAGCUUCUUUCAACAUCAACACAAACGCCUGGGCUGCUCGGCACGUAUUCAAGCGGCUGAAGUUUCUGGGCAAUAAGACCUUGUCUCACGUGUCAACGCUGCUCUUUCUGACCAUUUGGCACGGCCUUCACUCUGGGUACAUCUUGUGCUUCUCUAUGGAGUUCUUCAUCAUCACAGUGGAGAGACAGAUCCAUGCUCUGGUGCAGGACAGUCCUUUGCUGACAAAACUGGCCAACAGCCAGCUCUACCCCCUCAUCUAUGUAGUUCAGCAGUUUAUCCACUGGCUCUUCAUGGGCUAUCCUCUUGUGCCAUUCUGCCUCUUCACCUAUGACAAAUGGCUCAAGGUGUAUUCUUCCGUCUAUUUCUGUGGUCAUGUGUUCUUCCUGGUGGCAUAUUUAAUCGUGCCAUUCCUCCGUAAGGCUCUGGUACCCAAGAAGGACCGGAGAGAGAAAAAGCAGGACUAAAACCCCGGUUCUAAAACCUGGCAUGGUCCGUCUGAGGCUGAAUAUCCUCUGAAGGGAACUGUGACAUUCAAGGAACAGUGCAAACGCUGUUUUCAGGCCUUUAGUAAUAUAUAAAUAUAUGAAUAUAUGUUCAUGUAAAGAAAAAAAUAUAUAUUUUUGUGCUUUUAAG